Elaeis guineensis (African oil palm) is the source of this 1621-nucleotide messenger RNA. RefSeq names its product tobamovirus multiplication protein 3. The record is from RefSeq and is a predicted model, not a curated record. Lineage: Eukaryota; Viridiplantae; Streptophyta; Magnoliopsida; Arecales; Arecaceae.
CCCCGUUUGUUUACUGGUUGGGCCGCGCAGCGUCGAAAGCCAUCUCGCACCCCUUUCUUGCCCUCCUCUGUGGGGAUUAUUUUCUUCCUCUCGAGUUCUGGAAACUUCGGCGCCUCCGAUCGCCGAGAUCACUCUCCGGUCGCGGGAAACUUUGUGCUUGCGGGGAAGAGAUUCGAUGGGGAGUUCGAUGGACUCGUCGGUAGCCGCGUAUUCGCUGAAGAACGCCUGGGAUUGGUGGGACGAGGUGAACAACUCGACCUUGUGGCAGGAUCGGAUCUUCCAAACCCUCGCCGGGCUCUUCGGAUUCGUUUCAGCCGUCGCUCUCAUACAAUUGCUAAGAAUUGAAUGUAGAGUUCCGGAGUUUGGUUGGACGACACAAAAGGUCUUUCAUUUCUUGAACUUCCUCGUCAAUGGGUUUCGGUCAGUGGUCUUUGUAUUUCGUCGGAGUGUGCAACGACUAAAGCCUGAGAUCAUCCAGCAUAUUCUUCUCGAUCUUCCCGGUCUUGCUUUCUUCACUACCUACGCACUCUUGGUAUUGUUUUGGGCAGAGAUAUAUUAUCAGGCACUAGCAGUAUCUACUGAAGGGCUUAGGCUGAGUUUCUACACAAUUAAUGCAGGAGUUUAUGUUAUUCAGAUUGCACUAUGGUUGCUCAUAUGGUGGAAGCCUAUCCAACCUUUGGUCAUCCUAUCCAAGAUAUUCUUUGCAGGUGUCUCAUUGUCUGCCGCCCUUGGCUUUCUUCUGUAUGGAGGGAGUUUUUGGUCUUGGAAGCUAGACAAGAAGGUUGAAGAGAAGGGCAGGAAGAAGAUGGAUGAGACUCUGGUUACUAGAUACUGGUGCCGCAUGUGCUUACGGAUGGUAAAUCCAGUCAUGGAGACUCUUUCUAAUGUUGCGACGCUUUCCUUUGGAGUCCAAAGGGCGACACAAAAAGUUGGAAGAGGUUGGCUAUGUCACAGCUAUAUGUUUCUCAUGUUUUUUGGUGAGAUGUGUCAUGAUGUGCUUCAAUGCCUUUGAUAAGGCUGCAGAUCUUGAUGUUCUGAACCAUCCAAUUUUGAACUUCUUGUACUACUUGCUUGUUGAAAUUCUUCCUUCAUCUCUAGUCCUAUUCAUCCUGAGGAAAUUGCCGCCAAAGCGCGGGAUCACACGGUAUCACUCCAUUCACUGAUUCGGGGUUACAUCACUAGUUUGCCGUGGUGAAACUUCGAGACAAGAACUUCAUGAGCUUUUGAAAGCUGGGGCUCCUUCAUACAGAAGUUUCCAGGAAACAGAGAAGCAAAAAUGCCAUUCUGCGGUACCUGCUGGUCAAAGGUUUCAUUUGCUUCUAGGGAGCAUGUGAAAAAUGUGAAUAAUGUUGGGCAAGGUCUGCGUGGUAUUCCUUUUAGUAACAACAAUGCGUUUUGUUAGUUUAACCUUGCAUGGUCCAUCAUACAGCAUCUCCAUAUGUUUGAUGCUAGCAGCCUUUAAAGUAUGCAGCUAAUGUGGAUCUAAUGUGAUCUCUCUGAGAUCAUGUAAGCAUUAUUUCCGUUUUAUACAUGACUUAAAAUUUUCUUAACCUUUGGUUCUUUUUAUAUUUUAUCGUUGUCAUUUGAGAUAUUAGUUUUACUGUGAAUAUUUGUCGGUUCA